CCGGCCGCGGCGGUUGGCGAGGGACGGCGCCAUGGCCGAGGAGGGCCCGCGCAGGGGCGGCUUCUCGGCGCUCGCCGGCCACGCCAACGGGCUGUCGCGGCCCGCGGCGCUGGCGGCCGCCGCCGUGUCCUCGGCGCCCGGCGGCUCCAAGAAGCUCGUCAUCAAGAACUUCCGAGACCGGCCGCGGCUGCCCGACAACUACACGCAGGACACCUGGCGCCAGCUGCACGAGGCCGUGCGCGCCAUCCAGAGCAGCACGCCCGUCACCUGCAACCUGGAGGAGCUCUACCAGGCUGUUGAGAAUCUCUGCUCUCACAAAGUCUCGCCGGCCCUCUACAAGCAGCUCCGGCAGGUGUGCGAGGAGCACGUGCAGGCGCAGACCCUUCAGUUCCGAGAAGAUGCUCUAGACAGCGUCCUGUUCCUAAAGAGGAUCGACACGUGCUGGCAGGACCACUGCAGGCAGAUGAUCAUGAUCAGGAGCAUCUUCCUCUUCCUGGACCGCACCUACGUGCUGCAGAGCUCCAUGCUCCCUUCCAUCUGGGACAUGGGCUUAGAGCUCUUCAGGAACCACAUCAUCAGCGACAAGCUGGUGCAGACCAAAACCGUCGACGGCAUUCUGCUCUUGAUCGAGCGUGAGCGGGGCGGGGAGGCGGUGGACCGCAGCCUGCUGCGGAGCCUGCUGAGUAUGCUGUCCGACCUGCAGGUUUACAAGGACUCCUUCGAGAUGAAGUUCCUGGAAGAAACCAACUGUUUAUACGCUGCAGAAGGCCAAAGACUGAUGCAAGAAAGAGAGGUUCCUGAAUACCUUAACCAUGUCAGUAAGCGUCUGGAGGAAGAAGGAGACCGGGUGAUCACGUACUUGGACCACAGCACACAGAAACCGUUGAUUGCCUGUGUGGAGAAACAGCUCUUAGGAGAACACUUGACAGCAAUUCUGCAGAAAGGGCUGGACCACUUGCUGGACGAGAACAGAGUGCCAGACCUCACCCAGAUGUACCAGCUGUUCAGCCGUGUGAAAGGCGGCCAGCACGUCCUGUUGCAGCACUGGAGCGAGUACAUUAAGACUUUCGGGACAACAAUUGUCAUCAACCCUGAGAAGGACAAGGACAUGGUGCAGGACCUGCUGGACUUCAAGGACAGGGUGGACCAUGUCAUUGAUGUGUGCUUCCAGAGGAGCGACAAGUGCAUCAACCUGAUGAAGGAGUCCUUUGAGACCUUCAUCAACAAGAGACCCAACAAGCCCGCAGAGCUGAUAGCCAAACAUGUGGACUCCAAGCUCCGGGCAGGCAACAAGGAAGCCACUGACGAGGAGCUGGAGAGGAUCCUGGACAAGAUCAUGAUCAUCUUCAGGUUCAUUCACGGGAAGGAUGUCUUUGAGGCGUUCUAUAAAAAAGACCUGGCGAAAAGACUUCUGGUGGGGAAAAGCGCCUCUGUGGAUGCGGAAAAGUCGAUGUUGUCCAAACUGAAGCACGAGUGUGGUGCCGCCUUCACCAGCAAGCUGGAAGGCAUGUUCAAGGACAUGGAGCUCUCCAAGGACAUCAUGGUGCACUUCAAGCAGUACAUGCAGAACCAGAGUGCACCGAGCCCCAUCGACCUGACGGUGAACAUCCUCACCAUGGGCUACUGGCCCACCUACACGCCCAUGGAGGUGCACCUGCCGCCCGAGAUGGUCAAACUUCAGGAAGUGUUUAAGACAUUCUAUCUGGGAAAGCACAGUGGCCGGAAACUCCAGUGGCAAACCACGUUGGGACAUGCAGUUUUAAAGGCAGAAUUCAAGGAAGGAAAGAAGGAGUUCCAGGUGUCCCUGUUCCAGACGCUGGUGCUUCUCAUGUUCAAUGAAGGGGACGGAUUCAGCUUUGAGGAGAUCAAAGUGGCCACUGGGAUAGAGGACAGUGAGCUGCGGAGAACCUUGCAGUCCCUGGCCUGUGGCAAGGCCCGCGUGCUGGUCAAGAGCCCCAAAGGGAAGGAGGUGGAGGACGGAGACAAGUUUCUCUUCAAUGGCGAGUUCAAGCACAAACUGUUUCGCAUCAAGAUCAACCAGAUCCAGAUGAGGGAGACCGUCGAGGAGCAGGUCAGCACCACAGAGAGGGUGUUCCAGGACCGGCAGUACCAGAUUGAUGCUGCAAUCGUCAGAACCAUGAAGAUGAGAAAGACCCUCAGCCACAAUCUUCUGGUCUCUGAGCUGUACAACCAGCUAAAGUUCCCAGUGAAGCCUGGAGACCUGAAGAAGAGGAUUGAGUCUCUCAUAGACAGAGACUACAUGGAGAGGGACAAGGACAGCCCCAACCAGUACCACUACGUGGCCUGAUGUGGCAGGCUUCUCCGUGUGACACAAGAAUGUACCUUCCAAUCGGCCUGGUGCGCUGCUCCCGGACAUGGGGGGCUGAGCCAGUGGGGCGCAUGUCUUGGAGGAGAGGAGCUGGCUCUUGCACCCCCCACAAGGCUUCUGGAUUCACAGAUGGUGUCCGACUCUUCUCCCCUCACUUCCUCUUGUUCUUUUGAGCGUUCAAAUUUUUCUGUUCUCUGUGCAGAAUGACUUUGAGAUUGGACAAGAAGGUAUUAGCUAAGAGGUUUCUCUAUAAGGUCUUGUUCCGGGGGCAGAAAUGCUGCGGUUUGGUUUGUGUGUGUGAUCAUGAAUGCACAAUUAAAAGACCCUACAUGCUGCAUUCUUUGGCUACAAAGAUGUCUUAGGUAUUCCCGAUACAGAUGGUCUUAGCUGAUGGACGCUUAGAUUUAAAACAACAACUCUUCGUUGGCGAACAUUAGGAAGAAGUAGUCAGUGUUUCCAACUGGCUCGUCGAUUAUGCAGCCUGAGUAUUGGCAUCUGUUUGUUUGCUUUAUUUCCAGACUUUUUCCACUUGGAUGACUUUUUUACAAAUUAGGUUUCUCAGUGAGACUCUGUGCCAAGGGGCCUGGAGCCUGGUGGGCCAGCAGGGGCCCUGGACCGUGUCAGCUGAGUGCCUCUCGUAAAUCCUCCGCAGGGGCCACCGUUUGUGUGUGCCCUGCUGUUCUGGGGUCCUGCAGCACCCGUCUGCAUGACACCAGCUGCCUGCCCUUCGUGGUGAUGGCGUGGGCGGACUCAGGGACCUGCAUUGGGGUGGCCUCACCGACCCACCGAGACAGACCCUGGAGGGGAACACUGGGGUGUGGCUCUUGCUUUGUGGAAAGAUUAAACAGUUUGUUGGCACCUGG
Sorex fumeus (smoky shrew) is the source of this 3192-nucleotide messenger RNA. RefSeq names its product cullin 4A (gene CUL4A). Gene Ontology annotation, biological process: protein ubiquitination; DNA damage response; ubiquitin-dependent protein catabolic process. NCBI's taxonomy places the organism in Eukaryota, Metazoa, Chordata, Mammalia, Eulipotyphla, Soricidae. The record is from RefSeq and is a predicted model, not a curated record. The transcript is spliced from 20 exons. Gene Ontology annotation, cellular component: Cul4A-RING E3 ubiquitin ligase complex. The coding region runs from base 32 to 2308 and encodes 758 amino acids. Gene Ontology annotation, molecular function: ubiquitin protein ligase binding.